Rhododendron vialii is the source of this 3868-nucleotide messenger RNA. RefSeq lists its product as uncharacterized. NCBI's taxonomy places the organism in Eukaryota, Viridiplantae, Streptophyta, Magnoliopsida, Ericales, Ericaceae. Gene Ontology annotation, molecular function: GTP binding; GTPase activity; ribosome binding. Gene Ontology annotation, biological process: cytosolic ribosome assembly. The record is from RefSeq and is a predicted model, not a curated record. The transcript has a single exon. Gene Ontology annotation, cellular component: ribonucleoprotein complex; cytosol. The coding region runs from base 399 to 3473 and encodes 1024 amino acids.
UUUCGCUUCCUCAAUAUCAGAUUCUGUAAUUUUGCUUCCCCUCUCUCUCGUCUCUCUCACCGGUCACCACCCCUCUUGACAAUAGUCAAGUCUGUUGAAGCGCAAGGGUACUCUCUCUCUCUCUCUCUCUCUCUCUCUCUCUCUCCUUAGACAUGUUUUCUAGGGUUGUAGAAAAGAACAGUAUUUGUAGCAAUAUCAUAUCCAACGUUUCUCCAAUUCUUCACAGGAAAGAACCCAACAGAUUCACACCUCAAAACCCUAAAACCAAAAACCACCCUUUUCUCCUCAUACCCUUAUCUAUAUAGGGUUCUGUUUUUCUUUGCUUUUGAAAUUUGCUCAUUAUCCUCUGUGAUUAUUGGUGCAAUUUGUGUUGGGUUUUGGUUACAUAAUAAAAAACAAUGGGUGACUUUGAUUGCCAAAAAAUAAGAAACAUAUGUAUUCUGGCCCAUGUUGAUCACGGCAAGACCACGCUUGCUGACCAUUUGAUUGCCUCGUACGGGGGCGGCGUACUCCACCCGAAGCAAGCGGGUAGGCUUAGGUUUAUGGAUUACCUCGAUGAAGAACAGAGGCGUGCAAUAACGAUGAAGAGUUCUUCGAUAUCUCUUCAAUACAAAGACCAUUCAAUAAACCUUAUAGACUCCCCCGGUCACAUGGACUUUUGUAGUGAGGUUUCCACUGCUGCCCGGUUGAGUGACGGGGCUUUAGUCUUGGUGGAUGCCGUUGAGGGUGUCCACAUUCAGACACAUGCGGUCUUGCGCCAAGCUUGGAUUGAAAAGCUUAAUCCUUGUUUGGUGCUAAAUAAGAUGGAUAGGUUGAUUUCUGAACUAAAGUUGAGUCCAAUGGAGGCUUAUAAUCGUUUGCAAAGGAUUGUUCACGAGGUCAAUUCUAUUAUGAGUGCUUACAAGUCGGAGAAGUAUCUUUCAGAUGUAGAUUCCAUUCUGGCGGGGCCCUCUGGUGAGGUUGGCAAUGAGAAUCUUGAGUUUAUAGAGGAUGACGAGGAAGAUACAUUUCAACCCCACAAGGGGAAUGUUGCUUUUGUGUGUGCACUGGAUGGCUGGGGUUUCAGUAUUAGUGAGUUUGCAGGGUUCUAUGCUUCAAAGCUUGGGGCUAGCUCAGCUGCGUUACUUAAAGCCCUAUGGGGCCCUCGGUAUUUCAAUCCCAAGAUGAAGAUGAUUGUGGGUAAGAAGGCAAUGGGUGGAGGAAGUAAAGCUCGCCCUAUGUUUGUGCAGUUUGUGCUUGAGCCCCUUUGGCAGGUUUACCAGGCGGUUUUAGAAGCUGAUGGAGGCAAAGGGGUACUUGAGAAAGUCAUUAAAUCGUUCAACUUGUCUAUACCUCCUAGGGAACUUCAGAACAAGGAUCCAAAAGCGGUGCUUCAAUCUGUCAUGAGUCGCUGGCUUCCUUUGUCAGAUACUAUCUUGUCUAUGGUUGUGAAGUGUAUGCCAGACCCAAUUGCCGCCCAAUCUUUAAGGAUAGCACGGUUGAUUCCAAAGAGAGAAGUUUUAAGUGACGGGAUUGUCUCUGAAGUGCUUGCUGAAGCAGAGCUUGUAAGAAAAUCUGUUGAGCUUUGUGAUUCAAGUCCUGAAGCCCCGUGUGUUGCUUUUGUAUCUAAGAUGUUUGCUGUUCCUUCGAAAAUGCUACCUCAAAGGGGCGUAAAUGGUGAGUUUGUGAAUAAUUCUGCUGAUGACGGUGAGUCAGAUGAGUGCUUCCUUGCAUUUGCACGAAUUUUUAGCGGUGUUCUUUGUUCAGGACAACGGGUUUUUGUACUUUCAGCUUUGUAUGACCCAUUAAAAGGGGAAUCGAUGCAAAAGCAUGUCCAAGAAGCUGAGUUGCAUUCGUUGUAUCUGAUGAUGGGUCAAGGCUUGAAACCAGUGGCGUCUGCAAAGGCUGGGAACGUGGUGGCUAUUAGAGGGCUUGGCCAGCAUAUAUUGAAAAGUGCGACUCUUUCAUCUACUAAGAACUGUUGGCCUUUCUCCAGUAUGGUGUUUCAGGUUUCUCCCACUCUUAAAGUUGCGAUUGAGCCCACCGAUCCUGCUGAUAUGGUGGCACUCAUGAAAGGUUUAAGGCUAUUGAACCAUGCGGACCCAUUUGUAGAGGUCACUGUUUCUUCUAGAGGAGAGCACGUGCUUGCUGCGGCAGGAGAGGUUCACCUUGAGAGAUGCAUAAAAGAUUUGAAGGAGAGAUUUGCAAAAGUAAGCUUGGAAGUUUCUCCCCCACUAGUCUCCUAUAAAGAGACCAUUGAAGUUGAGGCGUUCCAUCCAUUAGAUUAUUUGAAGUUUUUAAGUUGCAGCUCUGAUUACAUUGAGAGGACAACACCAAAUGGUAGAUGUGUUGUUCGAGUGCAGGUCGUGAAGCUUCCACCUGCUCUAACUAAGGUGCUUGAUGAUAGUUCCAAUGUGCUAGGAGGCAUUAUUGGAGGUAAAUCGGGUCAUACUAGUGACAAAAGCUUGGAAACUCAGAGAACAAGCAUCGUGGAAGACGACAACCCAAAUGAAGUGCUUAAGAAACGGAUAAGUGAUGCUAUAGAGAGUGAUAUGCCAUCUGGAAUUGCAGAUAUCGACAAGGAGAAGUGGAAUAUAGUGUGGGAAAGGUUGCUUAAGAGAAUCUGGGCGCUAGGUCCUCGACAGGUUGGUCCUAACAUGCUCCUCACACCCGACGACUACAAAGGAAAGACAACGGAAUCUGUUCUUGUCCGGGGUUCACCUCUUGUGUCUGAAAGAUUAGGUUUUGUGGGUGUAUGUAGCAAUGGUGAUGAAGCGCUGGAGGCAUCAUCUGUGGCAACUCAUGCACUGUACCAAGAAGCGGAGACUCUUGAGAACAGUGUUAUCUCUGGAUUUCAACUAGCUACAGCAGCUGGCCCUUUGUGCGAAGAACCUAUGUGGGGUUUGGCAUUCAUUGUCGAGGCUUGUAUUUCUCCAUUGAUUGGGCAAUUAAAUGAAUCUGAAACUCCUCAUCAACAACCGGAACAAUAUGGGAUCUUGACUGGGCAGGUUAUGACAACUGUCAAGGAUGCUUGUAGGACAGCCGUACUUCAGAAGAAACCCCGGCUCGUCGAGGCCUUGUAUUUCUGUGAACUGAACACUCCAACUGAGUACUUGGGCCCCAUGUAUGCAGUGCUUGCUAGGAGGCGGGCCCGAGUUUUGAAGGAGGAAAUGCAGGAAGGUUCUCCGUUGUUCACUGUGCACGCUUAUGUGCCAGUUGCUGAGAGCUUUGGCUUUGCGGAUGAGUUGAGGAGAUGGACUUCUGGGGCUUCGAGUGCUCUGCUUGUUUUUAGUCAUUGGGAAGCACUGUAUGAGGAUCCUUUCUUUGUGCCCAAGACAGAAGAAGAGCUUGAAGAGUUCGGAGACGGUUCUAAUGUUCCACCUAAUACAGCGAGGAAACUCAUCGAUGCUGUGAGGCGGCGGAAGGGUCUUCCGGUGGAGGAAAAGGUAGUCCAACAUGCUACAAAGCAGAGGACCCUAGCCCGUAAAGUGUAGAAGUUUUUCUGAUCUUGUGUUGUCGUUGUCUCUUAUAAGGUUUCUAAGGGAACACAUACUUCUUUCCUUUUUGCCUGAAAGGGGCUAUUAUACGAUUAUGCUCACACGCAAUUUUUUGGCCAUAGGUAACAUUAUUCUCAUUUUUCUGUUUUUGUGGACCCUAGCCCGUAAAGUGUAGAAGUUUUUCUGAUCUUGUGUUGUCAUUGUCUCUUGUAAGGUUUCUAAGGGAACACAUACUUCUUUCCUUUUUGCCUGAAAGGGGCUAUUAUACGAUUAUGCUUACAUGCAAUUUUUUGGCCAUAGGUAACAUUAUUCUCAUUUUUCUGUUUUUGUACCGGUAUCUGGUUGAUAGUAGUGAUUAGUUCCAAAUUGAGACUUUUCAAGUGUUGGAUUAA